CUUCUCAUUUGCUUUAUUCCCUAAAACCCCUCUUUGCCUCUUUCUCUCUCUUCUCCCCUUUCUCCUUCCUCCGAACUCUUAUUGUACUCCAGUCUCCAGAUCCGGCGACCGGAUACCGGCGACCGGCGACGGCUGGUCAUCUCCUAUUCUCCUUUGUGUUUUGUUGAAGACUUGAAGUUCCUCUUCUCAAGUUCUCUACUCCUCAAGUUCCCUGCUCAGUGCUCAGUCACCAAGUCACGAGUCUCACGACCCAACUUCUUCUCGGCGACCUGACGGAGUGAUGUUUUCUAGGGGGUGCUCACUGUUCUCGGCCUCCAAGGCUCCAAUUAAGUGCUCUACAAACUGAGGCAUGGACUAUACUAAGGAGAAAAACUGCGCUUGUCAAACUUGCUGUGAAUUUAUUCACCCUGCACUUAAUGUGUCCAACAUUAAGAACCUCAUUCCUCUUGUUCUUAAUACUAAAAAUAGUUUUUACAGUCGUUGGUCUACCCUUUUCCGUGUCACGGCCCGUGCCUACAAUGUUCUUGAUCACAUCGACUCCACCAUUCCUACUCCUUCACACAUUAUUAUUAGUGACCGUGACACCACUCUUUGGGCCCGACUUGAUGCUGUCGUCCUCACUUGGAUUUACGCCACUAUCUCCACCGAUUUACUCAUCACUCUUCUUGAUAAUAAUUAUACUACUGCCAUGGAUGCUUGGACAUGCCUCCGAGAUAUGUUUCAACCUAACACUACUACCACCAUUCACAAGUGCUAUAAGAGAAGAAGGAACAACAAAAAUCUUGAAGGUGGUCAAGUGGAUUUGAUUAGCAACUUACCUGAUGAUAUACUAGUAUACUUGCUAUCUUUUGUAGGGAUUAAAGCAGCAGCAAGAACUAGCCUUCUUUCGAAAAGGUGGAGACAUGUAUGAACUUAUAUCACGGACCUAGAUUUCGAAGAUCCUCCAAGGCUAGCCAUUGCAAUGACUAAGCCAUAUGAGAAUUCCGAAGUGGGUAAUUAUGCUGAUUGGGUUAACCAGGUUAUCAGAGCAAAUCAAGCUCCGUAUCUUAACACCUUCAGAAUGCAUUUUCCUAUUCCUAUCGAUGAUAACAUAUUUGCUUCUAAUAUUGAUAAGUGGCUUGAAUUCGCCUCAACUAAAUGGGUUCGAAAUCUGGAGUUGCACAUGGAAACUAUUCCUACGAUCCCUUUUUUUAAGAACUCCACUUUUGUCUUGAAUACUAGUCUUGUAUCUCUUCACUUGACAAAGGUGGCUGUAGAUGGACCUCUGCUUCAAUGGGUUUUAUCUAUUUGUCUUAAACUUCGCCGCCUUUUGCUUCACUCGUGUCUGACCACCGAUGAUGUUUUUGCUUCUUCCAAACGCCAAAAACUUGUUAUUUCAUCCCUUACACUCGAACACUUGGAGAUUUUUUCUAGCACCCGCCUUCUCAAUGCUGAGUCAUUGCACAUUGUUGCUCCAAAUCUUGUUACUCUUUUAUUUUCUGAGUCUCGUACUGUUGAUGUGGAGUAUGUUAGCGUUCCAUCACUUGUGGAUGCUGCUUUUGGAGGAAAAUAUUCUACUAAACUUACUAGCAACGGGAGUAUUCUAUCCGGUUUAUCUUCCCAACUUAAGAAACUCUCGCUGCAUUGGUCCAUGGUACCACCCUUUCAAGCUUGUAAAUUUCCAUCCUUUGAUAAUGUUAAGGUUUUGGAGUUAUCUUUCAUUAACGAUCAUGGUAGAUACCUUUUAGUAUCGACAUUAUCCCUGAUUACAGCAUGCCCUCAGUUGCAUACAUUCAAGUUAAAGAUAAUGCUUUGGAGGCAGGAUGACUACACAAGGUUAAUACCAAUUAACGUUGCUCAAACUAAUGCAAUUCGUACCCUCCUGAGACUUGAGGCGCUAGAAUUUGUUGGAUAUGCAGGGUAUGAAUAUGCUGGUGCUCUUGCGUAUCAACUCACUCAACAUGCUCCCAUGCUUAAGAAGUUUAUACUUGAUCCUCGUAAACCCGAGCAUGGAGAUCUAAGCAUUUGGUAUGGGAAUAAUAAAAGGGAUAACAUGGAAAUUGGCAGAAGUAUGGCAAAACUGCUUGCCAAACGAAUUAAAUCAAGUGUUGAUGUGGUGAUUUUAUGAUGUUUAUAGUUUAUGCAGCUUCUUGUUCUCAUAUAUUACUGUUGGAAGAUUUUAUUAUAUUAAGGAUUUUGAUCAUGUGGAUCAUGUGGGUAUUAUCCUAAUAUUUAUUGGAAGUACAUUAAAUUGGGAAAUUCCCUGUUUUGAGAAACGAAAUAUGUUUUUCAUGGGGUAUUUUCGUGAAUAAAUCAACAACUUUUUCA
Molecule: messenger RNA, 2307 nt
Organism: Chenopodium quinoa (quinoa)
Lineage: Eukaryota; Viridiplantae; Streptophyta; Magnoliopsida; Caryophyllales; Amaranthaceae
Exons: 5
Coding region: 962-2107 (381 amino acids)
Source: RefSeq, a predicted model, not a curated record